AUGGAGUGCUAUGCCUCAGAAGUCGGGUGUGUGCGGCUCUUCGUCGGCGGCACCUACGGUGGAGGCGUCAUCGUUCCCGCGAUGGAUUAUUCGCAGGUGAACAAGACCCAGUGGCAGCCCGACGAGUGCCUCCGCCUGCGGGUGUUCGGACAGCCACCUGUGGGUGAUGACAUCGCCUACACGGAGACAGGUGGAGGUAGCAUGCCCGGCCACGAGCAGCGGAUGAACACCUUCUGCCGCGUGGCCAGCUUUCCUGGCCUUGGCUAA
This is a messenger RNA of Symbiodinium natans, 267 nucleotides long. NCBI's taxonomy places the organism in Eukaryota, Dinophyceae, Suessiales, Symbiodiniaceae. The record is from the annotation of a GenBank genome assembly.